AUGCCGGCACCAGCAGCCUUCCCGCCCGUCCCAGGUAUCUGGGUGGCGAAGGGAGAUUCCGUGCAACGUUCCCUGAAGGUAUUGCUUCGAUUGGAGGGCGUCUGUCACAAACGCCGCUCGCUAAAUAGUAAAUUCACUAUCUGUUGUCAUACGAUGAGGAGUCCAGAAUGGCGGCGCCCAAUCCUUUGGACCAGGGUCCCGCCUGCCUCAUGCGAAUAUGAAUCUUUCGGAAAUUUCGGUCUUUGA
This is a messenger RNA of Coprinopsis cinerea okayama7#130, 246 nucleotides long. RefSeq lists its product as hypothetical. Bases 1 to 246 code for a protein of 81 amino acids. The record is from RefSeq and is a predicted model, not a curated record. Lineage: Eukaryota; Fungi; Basidiomycota; Agaricomycetes; Agaricales; Psathyrellaceae. The transcript has 3 exons.